Rhagoletis pomonella (apple maggot) is the source of this 1621-nucleotide messenger RNA. Its product is annotated as myb/SANT-like DNA-binding domain-containing protein 3. Bases 306 to 1259 code for a protein of 317 amino acids. The record is from RefSeq and is a predicted model, not a curated record. Gene Ontology annotation, cellular component: nucleus. The transcript has 4 exons. Lineage: Eukaryota; Metazoa; Arthropoda; Insecta; Diptera; Tephritidae.
GCCCUAUGUGUAAACGUACUUAUUAAGUUCAUUUUGGGUAUUUUUCCUAAAUAAUAUGCUUCAAAGAAGCUUAUGUACCAAAUUUGACAACUUUAGGCCCAUUUUUACUAUUUAUGACCAACUUUUGUAUGACACACUCCCUCCGUGCGUCAGCUUAGCUACACUUACAGUCGGUUUCACCAAAUUUGUUCAUUGCAAAUUAACUCGGAUUUAAUUUUAAUUUUAAUUUUUAUUUAAGUUUGCACUUAAGUUUCCUGCGUUUCACCAUUAUUCAGAUUUGGCAACCCAAAAAUCUAAAAGCAGGGAUGUUAGUAGAAAUAACAGCUGAUUUAUGUAAACAAAUAAAUUGUGGUGUUAUAUUAGAAAAGUUCAAAAUGGAAAGUGCAGCUCGAACCAAAUAUUUUUCAACAGACGAUAUCAGUACUUUGCUAAGCCUAGUGCGGAAAAAUGCAAAUAUUUUGGAGUGUAAAGCUACGGGGAGAGUGCGUGUCGAUCAAAAAGAAAAGGCAUGGGAAAAUGUAGCGGAGAGUUUCAACUCGAUGUGCUCCGGAGCACCACGGUCAGCAAAAAAUCUGCGAACAAAGUAUUUGAACUUGAAAGCAGACAUGAAAAAACGAUCUGCAGACCAGAAAAAGUAUGCAUAUGGGACGGGCGGAGGUCCAUCCAGAGAGCCAGCUGCUUCCAGUAUUGACAUAUUACUGAGUGAGAUAUUGCCGGAGAAACAAGUGCAGGGAAUGGAGUCCAAAUACGACAACGACUUCCUACCAUUCGAUAAACAUUCUGCAGAUUUGGAUCAUUCAGUUGGAACUGAUCCUCAGCAGCGAAAUGUUCAAAGCGAGCAAGUGGUGCAAAGCCAAACGAUGAAAGAAGAAGAUUGUGUAAUCGAUGAUAUGGGCAUGCGUGAACAAUCAACAAGCAAAAGGCUUCGUGCUUCAACCCCAAAUCAUACAACUGAAAAAGAUGAUUAUGAGCCUUGGGAGCACUACACACCAAUGCAGUUGAAAACGCCUAAAAACAAGAAGCUUUGCACUGAAAGUGUAAACAGAAAACACACAAGUUGGGCAAAGCUAGCAGAAAUAAAGUCCAAAUGGACGGAAAUAAAACUGAAAGAAGAAGUGGAAUUUGCGAAAAUCGAGCACACUUUACGUAUUACGCAAAUGAAAGAAGUACACGAACUACAAAAACAAUUUGCAUCCGAGAAGCAUGCCCUUGAAAUGCGAAUACUUUCGGAUAAACUCAAAACAAUUGAAAAUACUUAAUUUUAACCCCUAUGUUAAAAAAAAAUUGAAUUGUAGCGCUUUGAACGGUCUUAACUACUUUUACAGUUUGUUUAAUAUCAAUUAAUUAUUUAGAAAAGUAUUGCUCAUUUCAUGCAUUAAUUUAAUACAUUUAUUUCGUUUCAUACACUGUUUUAUGCCAAAAUUAGAAAAAUUCCACAAACUUUCCAUCACAGUUCCAAGGUUUUUAAUUCGAGUUUCGAGAACCCUUUUUGGUAUGCAGUUUUAUGGCUUAUCAAAUUUUAAUGCAAUAAGCUGCAUUUUUGAAGUUUCUAGAAAAUCCCGUUUAUUUUUUAUAUUUUUUUUUUGUUGACGGUAUCAAGCAUUUUCUUUCAUACAAAGUA